AGGACAGCAAAGAUUCAUUGGUCCGGUGGUGGCCUCAGAAGCCGGAGCUAUGGGGACCCUAGCCACCAGGGCCGCGUGCCAUGGGGCACACCUGGCCCUGGCUCUGUUGCUGCUACUGUCGCUGUCCGGUCCCUGGCUGUCGGCUGUCGUCCCCGGGACUCCGCCUCUCUUCAACGUCAGUCUGGACGCGGCCCCGGAGCAGCGCUGGCUGCCGAUGCUGCGGCACUACGACCCAGACUUCUUGCGCACCGCGGUGGCGCAGGUCAUUGGCGACAGGGUUCCCCAGUGGGUACUCGGGAUGGUCGGAGAAAUUGUGUCGAAGGUGGAGAGCUUCCUGCCUCAGCCCUUCACCGACGAGAUCCGCAGCAUCUGUGACUCGCUCAACCUCAGCCUGGCUGACGGUAUCUUGGUCAACCUGGCCUACGAGGCUUCCGCAUUCUGCACCAGUAUUGUGGCCCAAGACUCCCAAGGCCAUAUUUACCACGGCCGGAACCUGGACUAUCCUUUUGGAAAAAUCUUACGAAAGCUGACAGCGAACGUGCAGUUUAUAAAGAAUGGGCAGAUUGCAUUCACUGGGACCACUUUUGUUGGCUAUGUAGGACUGUGGACAGGCCAAAGUCCACACAAGUUUACAAUUUCUGGUGAUGAACGAGAUAAAGGCUGGUGGUGGGAGAAUAUGAUCGCGGCGCUUUCUCUGGGACACUCCCCCAUCAGCUGGCUUAUCCGCAAAACCCUGAGUGAGUCAGAAAGCUUCGAAGCAGCUGUCUACACGCUGGCCAAGACUCCCCUCAUUGCUGACGUUUAUUACAUUGUUGGGGGUACAUCGCCCAAGGAGGGAGUAGUCAUCACCAGGGACCGAGGUGGCCCGGCAGACAUUUGGCCUCUUGACCCUCUGAAUGGAGAGUGGUUCCGAGUUGAGACAAAUUAUGACCAUUGGAAGCCUGCACCCAAGGUGGAUGACCGAAGAACACCAGCCAUCAAAGCCCUAAAUGCUACAGGGCAAGCUCACCUCAAUCUGGAGACCCUCUUCCAGGUUUUAUCCCUGUUUCCUGUUUAUAACAACUACACAAUUUAUACUACAGUGAUGAGCGCUGCCGAGCCCGACAAGUACCUGACCAUGAUCAGAAACCCGAGCUGAAGGUGAUGUAUUGUCAAAAAGCUGCAUUUAGAAGUCUAAGACUGGAAGGACUGUCCCGUUUCCUGAGCAACGCAGGCUCCCUCCCCACAGAGCGUUUCUGCCUGUGGAGGAAGAGGAGCGCAGCCUGCUGUCUUGGUCCUCCUGACUUCCUGGUCCCCUUGAGCUUCACUAACAGCCCACCUUGGCUUGAACAACUCAUAUAACUGGUCUCAGAGGUCAGGCUGCACCCAACCAGUCACAAGUGUCCUGUGAUUCUGUGUUCACACUCCUGCUUGUCCACUGAAGAAGGGACAGGACAAGAUGGCUGUCAUGUGGACAAACCCAGGUUUCUCCUAAGGCUGGGUGAGGCUUAGUGGCAGGGUUUGCACCGAUAGAUAGAUAGAUGAUAGAUAGAUAGAUAGAUAGAUAGAUAGAUAGAUAGAUAGAUAGAUAAUAGAUAGAAAGAUAGAUAGACAAAUGAGAGUUUUCUCUGAAGAGCAGAGACCUCUAAUUUGAGUAAAAUUUUCUUAAAGCUAUGAACUCUGACUUUUGAUUUUGUGUUUCCAUUUAGUAGAAACUCAUUUUUUGUAAACUUCUAAUGUAUUUUUUUAAAUGUAAGCCUUAUUAAAAAUAAAACUACUUUCUUACUACUUUUGAAAAAUAUAUGACACCAAAUAAUAUCCUGUCAUCGUUUGUUAAUAAAAUGUCAAAAAAAAAAAUGCUAGCUGUGAAGAGAAAACUUAUAAUUUUGGGUCUUAUAGCAUUGUGGUAUCUAAGCUCAAGAAAUUCAGGGCUGAAGAAUAGACCCAGGCGGAUCCAGGCACAGCCAGAUCCACCCUGUAGCUAAGAAUGUCCGGCCAUAAAAGAUAAAAAAGAAAGUGCAGGAACUAGCCAGGGCUAUCAGGACCAAAUGGCCAUCUGGCAGGAUGGCGCCUCCCGGGUGGCACCUCCCUAUAGCCCACCAUAAAUCAUAUACUGACCAGGUGUCCUGCUGACCUCGAGAAGUCCAAGCCUUUGUGCCCCCCUACACCUUAACUAGCAUGUACUGCCCUGUUAAUUUGUAAUCACCUCGCCGACAUUUAAAUAAGCCAAUCAUGUGUAACCUCGCAAAUUCCUUCGGCUCCCUCCCUUUUUGGUUUGUGGUUUUUGCCUUUAUAAGCCUGUAAGAAGUUUGGGCCGGGGUCGAACUCCCCUGCCCCCUGCGCAGUGCAUGAGUUUCGACCCCAGCAUGCUGGCUUGAGUGCUCUUUUGUUGUUUGUGUGUGUGUGUGUGUGUGUGUGUGCCAUUAAAAGCCUGUUGUUACAACG
Molecule: messenger RNA, 2424 nt
Organism: Mus musculus (house mouse)
Lineage: Eukaryota; Metazoa; Chordata; Mammalia; Rodentia; Muridae
Gene: Naaa
Product: N-acylethanolamine acid amidase
Exons: 11
Coding region: 50-1138 (362 amino acids)
Biological process (GO): fatty acid metabolic process
Cellular component (GO): membrane; lysosome
Molecular function (GO): N-acylsphingosine amidohydrolase activity; N-(long-chain-acyl)ethanolamine deacylase activity; fatty acid amide hydrolase activity
Source: RefSeq, marked validated